AUGGCAAGCGAGGACAAGCGUGUGUGCGAGGGCGCAGACUGCGACAAGGAGGCAGGCACGUUGCAGUGCCCGACAUGCCAGAAGCAGGGAAUGGCCAGCUUCUUCUGCAGCAACGACUGCUUCAAGCGCAACUGGAGUGAACACAAGAAGAUUCACAAGUCAACGAGUAACCCUCUCCGCACCAUAUUUGCUCCCAAAGUCAUUUCUGAACCUGACCCAGCAACCGGCACCCACAACCCCUUCCCUGCCUUCCAAUACACUGGCGAUCUCAGGCCCGUCUACCCUCUGUCACCAAAGCGCAAGGUGCCUGAACACAUCCCGCGCCCCGACUACGCCAAAGAUGGUAUCCCCCGUUCCGAGCAGGUCUUUGUUGGCCGCAACAAGAUUACCAUCCUGGACAAGGCCCAGCAAGAAGGCAUGCGCAAGGUCUGCAGGCUAGCACGUGAGGUUCUGGACAUUGCCGCUCGCGCUGCGAAGCCUGGCGUGACCACCGACUACAUCGACGAGGUCGUCCACAAUGCUUGUGUUGAAAGAGACUCAUACCCCUCUCCUCUGAACUACUGCCACUUCCCCAAGUCAGUCUGCACAUCAGUCAACGAAUCCAUCUGUCACGGUAUUCCCGAUCAGCGUGUCCUCAAGGACGGAGACAUCAUCAACAUCGAUGUUACCCUUUACCACGGCGGUUUCCACGGCGACAUCAACGAGACCUACUACGUUGGCGACAAGGCCUUGGCCGACCCUGACUCAGUCCGCGUUGUCGAGACCGCUCGCGAAUGUUUGGACGAGGCCAUCAAAAUCGCAAAGCCUAACACGCUUUUCAGAGAAUAUGGUCCUGUCAUCGCAAAGCACGCCGAGGACAGAGGAUGCAGCACCGUCAAGACUUACUGUGGUCACGGAAUCAACACCCUGUUCCACUGUGCUCCCAACGUCCCUCAUUACGCAAAGAACAAGGCCAUCGGUAUGGCCAAGCCUGGCAUGUGCUUUACCAUCGAGCCCAUGAUCUGUCUCGGAACCCACAAGGACAGAACAUGGCCCGAUAACUGGACCAGUGUCACCGUGGACGGCAAGCGCUCUGCUCAGUUCGAACACACUCUUCUGGUUACCGAGACUGGUGUUGAAGUCUUGACCGCUCGUCUGCCUGACUCACCCGGCGGCGCCGUCUCUUGGCCCGGUACAGCAAACGGUCUCCCUACUACAUCAUAGAAGCAGUCACAUGGGUAGGCUCCGUAUUGAAUGAGAAGCAUUAGCACGGUGUACAUUUGGGUAAAACAUGCAUAUUUUUGCAAAGACUUGGUCGGAAUUUGGAAGUGGACAUGCCAUGGGCUCUAUACGUCGUAAAGAUUAUAUCUCGAUGCCAAACUACUAUUUGAACUUGUCGGCGUGUAAUCACAACUCACGCAAUAUCUUCCUACACUGAUGCGUCGAACGAUUUUUGAAUAUCUGAUGUAAGACAGGUGGGGUGAUACAGUAGUGCUGAUGGGAUUCCGGAGGAUCGAUCGUAUCGAAGCGCUUCCAAGACCCACGGCGGCUCCUGCUACCCAUGUGCUUAGAAGAGUGAGGGGUCAUCAAUACAAGGGUGAGGGCAUCAUAGUAUUAUGCCGCCAGAUCUCGUGCUAUAAAAGAUAUCGCAGCAUGCCUCAGCUUCUAAAACUUGAGUUCCUAACUAAACCAAGUC
Molecule: messenger RNA, 1675 nt
Organism: Aureobasidium pullulans EXF-150
Lineage: Eukaryota; Fungi; Ascomycota; Dothideomycetes; Dothideales; Saccotheciaceae
Product: methionine aminopeptidase 1A
Exons: 3
Coding region: 1-1203 (400 amino acids)
Biological process (GO): proteolysis
Molecular function (GO): metalloaminopeptidase activity
Source: RefSeq, a predicted model, not a curated record